GGUCAGAGGAGGUGGCGGCAGCGACAUGGGAAAGAUGGCGGCGGCCGUGGGCCCCAUGGCGACGCUGGCGGCGGAGCCGGGGGAAGACGCCUUUCGGAAGCUUUUCCGCUUCUACCGGCAGAGCCGCCUGGGGACCACGGACCUGGGAGGGGUCAUCGACUUCUCGGCGGCCCACCCGGCCUGCGGCACCGGGCCCGCGGCGCUCAAGGUGGUCAAGUCUCCGCUGAGCAUGUCCUCGGUCAGUGAACAUGAUGCCCGCCGGGUGGGACUGCGGCCUGUCAGCGCGUGGCGGGCCUAUGGCCUCGAGGGCUACCCCGGAUUUAUCUUUAUCCCAAACCCCUUCCUCCCCGGUUACCAGUGGCACUGGGUGAAGCAGUGCCUUAAGUCAUACUGCCAGAAACCUAACGUAUGUAACCUGGACAAGCACAUGACAAAGGAAGAGACCUGUGACCUGUGGGAGCAGAGCAAAGAGUCCCUCCGCAAUAAGGACAUGAAUAAACGAAGACCCCGAAGUUUGAUAGAGAAGUUGCGGUGGGUGACCCUAGGCUACCAUUAUAACUGGGACAGUAAGCAAUACUCAGCAGAUCAUUAUACACCUUUCCCUUCUGACCUGGCUUUCCUCUCAGAGCAAGUCGCCGCGGCCUGUGGAUUUCAGGGUUUCCGCGCCGAGGCAGGGAUCCUGAACUACUACCGGCUGGACUCCACGCUGGGGAUCCAUGUUGACAGAUCGGAACUUGAUCACUCCAAACCCCUGCUGUCGUUCAGCUUCGGACAAUCGGCCAUCUUCCUCCUGGGAGGCCUGAAGAGAGACGAAGCCCCCACGGCCAUGUUCAUGCACAGUGGGGACAUCAUGGUCAUGUCGGGCUUCAGCCGCCUGUUGAACCACGCGGUCCCCCGCGUCCUCCCGAGCCCCGAGAGCGCCAGCCUGCCUCCCUGCCUGGAAGCGCCCCUGCCCUCCGGCCUGCCCGCAGACGCGCUGGUGGAGCCCUGCUCCGAGGACGACCGGCGGGUGUGUGCCGCUUACCUGAGGACGGCGCGGGUGAACAUGACCGUCCGCCAGGUGCUGGCCCCAGACCAGAGCUUCCCCCCGGAGCCCACGGCGCAGCCCAGAGGAGAGCUCGCCGCCGAAGGGCCCCUCCACCCGCGUGAUCAGGAGAGCCCGGUGAAACGAGCCAGGCUAGACCCCGGCAGCUGAGACGGGGACACGGCG
Sorex fumeus (smoky shrew) is the source of this 1210-nucleotide messenger RNA. RefSeq names its product alkB homolog 1, histone H2A dioxygenase (gene ALKBH1). The record is from RefSeq and is a predicted model, not a curated record. Gene Ontology annotation, cellular component: cytoplasm; nucleus. The transcript is spliced from 6 exons. Gene Ontology annotation, biological process: oxidative RNA demethylation. Bases 26 to 1195 code for a protein of 389 amino acids. NCBI's taxonomy places the organism in Eukaryota, Metazoa, Chordata, Mammalia, Eulipotyphla, Soricidae. Gene Ontology annotation, molecular function: broad specificity oxidative DNA demethylase activity; oxidative RNA demethylase activity; ferrous iron binding.